AUGGGAAACGCCUUUCCAGAUCUAGAAACAAUGCAGUCUUCUCCAAUCUUAUUAGAUUUCUCCUCGGCCUUUCGUCACCCACGCGCCGCCGCAGUGGCCACCACCUCCUCCUCCUCCGCCGUGUCAAUUUCACAUCCCCAGACGAGAAAAUUUCACUCUAGCAACGUAUCGUUAUCCUCUUUUUCUCAUUCGUCGACAUUACUGCUAGCUUCUUCUCCCCGUAGAUGUUUCUCGUGCCGAUUUGGGGACGGUUCUCCGCGGUUCGAUUCGAGCGACGAUGAUUAUCGUAGCGAGGAUGAUACUGAAAUCGAUGAGGAUGAUUAUAUGGUUGAUUGCUUGACAGAUGGGAAGACGGAGGAUUUGGUAGGCGACGAUGGGGUUCUCAUCGUGCUGAAGAAACUCGAGAAGAGCUCGCGGCGAAUCAGUUCGAAGAUUGGGAUGGAAGCGAGCCUGGAUUCCGUUUGGAGCGUAUUGACUGAUUACGAGAAGCUAUCGGAUUUCAUCCCGGGCCUCGUCGUCAGCGAAUUGGUCGAGAAGGAAGGGAAUCGUGUUCGCGUCUUCCAGUAUUUUCGUAUGGGCAUUGAGUGGUUUCUUGGAGCUGUGAUGAUGUUGGACACAAUGGUUACUUGGAGCUGUGAUGAUGAUGGAGACAAGUCACACAACGAGAUCUCUCACAUUCUCUGCAUUGCGUUUCUUUCAAAACAGAUGGGACAGCAGAACUUAGCACUGGGUCUUAAAUUCAAUGCCAAAGCUGUUCUUGAUUGUUUCGAGAAGGAGCUUGAGAUUCUGCCUCAUGGGAGGAGACGCGAAAUCGACUUUAAGAUGGUCGAAGGCGAUUUCCAGUUGUUUGAAGGCAAAUGGUCCAUCGAGCAAUUCGACAAAGGGAUUCAAGGAGAGGAGGCUUUGGAUAUACAGUUUAAAGAUUUUCGAACGACGCUUGCGUACACGGUGGAUGUAAAACCAAAGAUGUGGUUACCGGUACGGUUAGUUGAAGGAAGAUUGUGCAAAGAGAUCAAAACAAAUCUCUUGAGUAUUCGAGAUGCAGCUCAGAAAGUCAUUGAAGGUGUUAUUCAUGAUCUUUGA
Messenger RNA from Thlaspi arvense, 1083 nucleotides. The record is from the annotation of a GenBank genome assembly. NCBI's taxonomy places the organism in Eukaryota, Viridiplantae, Streptophyta, Magnoliopsida, Brassicales, Brassicaceae.